AACGGAAUAAUGCAAAAAUUUAUAUAUGUGAAAAACCAAAACGUAUUUAAGGAUUACUUUAUUUCUGAACAGUUUCAAAAAACGCAUCAAGUGUUUCACUGUAAUAGACGUACGUGUUCAUACUCAAGUAUGAAAAUUUAUUGUGAAAAUUAUCCGAGGGAGUGACAUUGAUUAUAUGACCCACAGUAUCAGAUGCUACAGCUGCUUUUCAAAAGAUAUCCACGAUGACUGCGCCGUACCAGACAAGAGCCAAAUAUCUCUCGUCAAAUGCGAUAUGACCACUCUGGAACGAACCAAAGAAUUCGCCAAAGGAAUCGAUCCCUCGUACAACAAACUCUUCGAAGUGGACAAUAUCGAAACCGAGGCGGGAAGAAUAGGGCUAGCUUGUCUGAAGAUGGUGACCAAAGUCGGCAACAAGAGCUUCUUUCUACGGGGAUGCCAACUGGCAGAGCAGGGGAACUUGGAUAUUUGCAGAAAGGUGCACGAAACUAGCAACGAAAACGUGAAAAAUUUGCACUGUUCCAAAUGCACGACUGAGGGAUGCAACUCCUCGACAAAGUACACAACGAAUCCAUUCUCUGUCGUCUUAUUUACAACCGCUUGUAGGUUAUUGCAAAUGAGCCUCUACUGAUAUUGAUGAAUCGCCUUUAUGUAAUCACAAUGUGUUUGCUUUGCUAGACUAAGAGCUAGUGAACGAUUUCUGAUAAUUUGAUGGAAGCUUUCUUUGUUCCGUGAGUAGUAUAGUGUAAGAAACACUAGAAGAAAAUGCCUUACUGUUAUGAUCCACAAUUGAUUGGCGUGAAGUUAUCUACAGAUUUCUGGCCACACAUGCUGACGUAGAGGAAAAUAAAAAUAUGUGGUUGGGAAACGAAAUUAUUAGUACCCGCACUAAUAUCUGUGGCUGGAAAUACCUAUCACUAUAGGUUGAACGUGGAAUUAUUAAGACUAUUUGGUGUAUAACUUUUUUAUAGAAUCUUGAGUAGAUUUCUUCCAUAGUUUCUUGAGUAGAUCAACAUAAUGAAAACCGUUUUCUCGUCACCCAUACAGAUUUCGAGAAUGAAAUUGUUGGAACAAUCAGACUAACUUUUUAAAACCCCUUGUAGAAUUGGAACCAGAUGAUGUGCGUGCAUUAAAUUCGAACAAGUCUCAUGGAAUCUUGAGUAGAUUGACGUAGUGAUAAUAGUUUUCUUGUCACUCAAAGGGAUUUCAAAAACAAAUUGUUGAAAUAAUCAGACUCAUUUUUUGAGAUUCCUUGUAGAAUUGGAACCAGAUGAUGUGCGUUCAUGAAAAUUAUACAACUCUUAUUGAAUCUUCGGUAUGUCAACCUAAUGCGAACUGUUAUCUUGUCACCGAUACAAAUUCCUGAAAAAAAUUAUUGAAAAUGUCCGAUUUAUACUUUCCAAUACCCCUCGUAGAAUUCAAACCCGAUGAUUUGCGUUCAUCAGAAUCUCAUAACUUCUCAAGUAGAUCAAUGUUGUUGAAUUCGUUUUCUUUCUUUGGUUCAUACAGAUUUCGAAAAAAUGAUUUUUUCAAAUUAAGGGGUUUCAAAAAAUUAGUCUGAUUGUUGCAA
Molecule: messenger RNA, 1570 nt
Organism: Leptinotarsa decemlineata (Colorado potato beetle)
Lineage: Eukaryota; Metazoa; Arthropoda; Insecta; Coleoptera; Chrysomelidae
Biological process (GO): regulation of synaptic transmission, cholinergic; positive regulation of voltage-gated potassium channel activity; sleep
Source: RefSeq, a predicted model, not a curated record